Bombina bombina (fire-bellied toad) is the source of this 1117-nucleotide messenger RNA. It is a transcript of the gene LIN37, whose product is annotated as lin-37 DREAM MuvB core complex component. NCBI's taxonomy places the organism in Eukaryota, Metazoa, Chordata, Amphibia, Anura, Bombinatoridae. Gene Ontology annotation, biological process: negative regulation of transcription by RNA polymerase II. The coding region runs from base 106 to 825 and encodes 239 amino acids. The transcript is spliced from 10 exons. Gene Ontology annotation, cellular component: transcription repressor complex; Myb complex. The record is from RefSeq and is a predicted model, not a curated record.
CCAAUGAGAAGCAGGGGCGGAGUAUAUAUCGAAGCUGGCACAGUUUGGAGACGAUUUUGUGGGAGGACAUAAAGAGUUUGUUAAACGGGUCGUUUGGGAGCAGCCAUGUCGCUUGCAAAGGUGAAGAUUGAAAAAACAGAUUUGGAGGCGAUGAGCGCUCGCAAUCGCUUGGAUACCGUUCUUCAGGGACUGUUAGAUAAGAGCGAUGUAGACCGGGAGCAGAUAGAGGACGAAGCAGGAAAAUCUACAGAUACCCAAAGCAAAGAUUUAUCCCCCAGUGCUGCUGGCAAACGGCCUUCAGCGCGUCUCUCCCAUCAUCGCCGAAAGAAAAGGAAGGAAGACGAUGGAAUAACAGAGGGAGCCCAGCAUAAAGCAAACACCUUCAUUAUUCGGCUGUUUGAAAGGAGUGUGGACCUGGCUCAGUUUACAGAAGAAACCCCUCUGUAUCCCGUUUGUCGUGCUUGGCUUCGUAACUCACCAGCUGCAAGAGCGACUGAACGCCCACAGACGCCACCCCCACCAGAAGAGGGCGAAGUUAAUGGGAACACUCAGGAUUUUUACAGGUUGCCCCCACCGUUAUCGUGCCCGGUGACAGAAAAAGGAGAGCCAGUAAACUUGAGAAUCCCCUCGCCCCUUCCACGAGAUGGGGAACCGCUCAAUCUGAAUACGCCACCAGAACUGACCCCAAGCAUGUCAAGUCUAAUCUACCAGAAUAUGGAUCGGUGGAAGAAGAUUCGACAGAGGUGGAAGGAUGCAUCAUACCUCAACCAGCAGCGCUACACACAGAGUAUGAAAAUCCUGAAGGAGAUGUAUGAGCGCCAGUGAGGGCCUGGAUCACCGUCGCUAGAAGACUCCAGGAGCGGAGCACAGUGUGAUCACGAACGCACCCUGCUCACAUCACUGCAGUCAUCUAUAUCCCUCAUUGGGGAAAAAGCUACUUAACAGCUUUUACUGUGUCUUUUAAAUACUGUUUUAUAAGGGUUUUAAGGUGACCGAGCCAAAUGAUCUUCACAUGAACUGUUCUCAAUUUUAUGCUCUUUUUGAGGGAUUUCAUUUAUAUGAAGUUGACAAUUUUACCUGUCCUAUAUAAUAUCAUUAAAGAGCUCUUUAUGUCAAA